CAUCACCUCGUCUCUACAAGGAUAGAACGCGUGUUUUCUCUCCUCCAUUCCAUUUUGGCUCGACGCUGAAGGCCAUGCGUCGCAGACUCAAACACUGAAUCUACAAAGUACCACCAGAACUCCAGCUGCGCAUUCCCAAAAUCAUCAAAAGCUAUAACCCCCUCUCCCUCCUCCAAAAUGUCCUCGUAUCCCAAAUUCACGAAGUCAAACAAGCGGGCGCUUGCCGAAUCAUACAUCCAGCAGAGUCAAUCUUCCAAUGCUAAGAAACCCCGGUUCGACACACGCAACCCAUCUGCUCUGGCGGCGGGCCCCGAUGACGCGCUCGAUGAAGAAGAUGAAGCGGUUCUCGCAGCGGAUGUUAUCGGCCCACGAGGUCAGCAGGUUCGGCGUGGCGCAGUCAACAUUGAUGGCUAUGACUCAGACUCGGAUAAUGACAACUUCAAUGCGAGAGCUGAUGAACGGGCUAGAAAAAGCAAGGCUGAGGAGCAGGCGGCUAAAGCCAAAGCCAAAGCCGAGUCGGACGACGACAACGACAUGUUUGCAGAUCUAGAGGAGGACUUCAAGGACGGAGAACGCAGUGGAGACGGAGACUCGGACGAAGAUGGAUUGGCCCCGAGGAAGAAGAAAAAAGCGGUCAGGUUCCUCCAGGCAGACCAGAUUGUGGGACAAGUUGAGACUUCCAAGAGCGGAGGCCACGUUUCGGCGGAUUUCAGCCUCAGCGCCACGCAACGUGGCAAAGGUAAAGGCCGGGCUGGAGAUAUUGAGGAUCAAGAGGUGGAGAGUAGUAGUGAAAGUGAAGUCGACGAUGCAGUGCGCGCAAGUGUCGAAGAUCUCGAUCCGGAGCUCGGUGCAGGGUCGAAAAAGACGCACGCUCCGAAACUCGAUGCCUUCAACAUGAAGUCAGAGCUUGAAGAGGGUGGCUUUGACGAUCAGGAGAAUUACGUCAGGAAAAAGGUGGACCCGGACGCCCAACAUGAUGUCUGGCUUGAAGGCUUGUCCAAGAAGGAGAUGAGAAGGGCAAAGGAGGCAGCUGACCGAAGAGAGAUUCAACGCCGGGAGCGUGCCUUGCAGGACGACGCCGUCUCGUCCAGCCAAGUCUUGGCCACGUUGAUUCCUUUACUGGAGAAAGGCGAGACCAUCCUAGAAUCUCUUGCACGUCUAGGCAAACGCAAAGAUAAGAAGCCCAAGUGGCAGACAAAAAACAAGAACAAAAGGCAGAAUGGCACGACUACACAACACCAGUCUCCGCCCGAAGACGAUGUCGCGGACAAGACACGACGACAACAGAUUGAAAAAAUCACCGAAGCCGCCGAUGCCCUCCUCACACGAGGUCAACCCGACAUCUACGACUGUGAAAGGGAGUUACUCGUCCGUCAGUACAAGAGAGAAACUGGUGAAGAUUGGAUUGACGCUACACAGCCCAGCGUUGACGACGACCUCGAACCCACUGAACAGCUCUGGGAAUACAGGUGGACCGAUGCUCGAGAUGGUGGAACCAUUAAUGGUCCGUAUGAUGCUAAUACCAUGCAGCAGUGGAACAGUGCUGGUUACUUUGGUGACGGCGUCGAGUUUCGUAGAAAGAAUGUGGGCGACUGGACCAGAGUUGCAGAGUUCGCCUAAUUUCAAUG
This is a messenger RNA of Exophiala mesophila, 1628 nucleotides long. RefSeq lists its product as uncharacterized. The record is from RefSeq and is a predicted model, not a curated record. Lineage: Eukaryota; Fungi; Ascomycota; Eurotiomycetes; Chaetothyriales; Herpotrichiellaceae. Bases 178 to 1620 code for a protein of 480 amino acids. Gene Ontology annotation, molecular function: protein binding. Gene Ontology annotation, cellular component: U5 snRNP. The transcript has a single exon.